Molecule: messenger RNA, 1322 nt
Organism: Cannabis sativa
Lineage: Eukaryota; Viridiplantae; Streptophyta; Magnoliopsida; Rosales; Cannabaceae
Exons: 1
Coding region: 162-899 (245 amino acids)
Source: RefSeq, a predicted model, not a curated record
AAAAAACAAAAGUCAAGGGGUAAAUAAGUAAUCAAAUCUCUUUAUAUAUCCAAAUAAUCUGUUUCAAUAAAGUCCCAAAUCCCAUCAUAGAAGCUCUCUCUCUAUCUCUCUUUCUCUCACUCAAUAAAAUAAGAGGAAAAUAGUAAUAAUAAUAAUAAUAAAUGGUUGGAGAAGCAUCCCAUAAUAAUAAUCCCAAACCUCUCCACCUUCUACAACUCUUCUCACUCAAAAUCUCACCUUCUUCCUCUCCAACUUCAAAUAACUCAUCAUCCAUUAUGAAGCUCAAAACCCUUGUCAACACACUGGUCUGGUGCCACGUGCGACGCUUACUCCGGACCCUCUCAACAGCCAAAUCAAAAACCAUCUCCAUUGUCGUCCACACCAUAAAAGAAGCCCAAACGAUGCAGCUGAUUAUUCACCCCUUAACGAAGAACAAAAACAAGAAAAAGAAGAGCACCAAGAGCAUAUUCUUUGGCUCUUUCAGGCUCCACUACAACUUUUGCUCCUCCAAAUACUCCCACGUGCUUCCCGUUCCGGCCCCAGUUUUCGACGGCUUAUCACAGCUGGCGCCGCCGGCUCAUGGCAGCACCCAUUUUUACUAUGACUCCACGUGGAAUAAUUCAGUUAUACAAACUGGGACUAGUGGUGAUCAUGGUCACGAGGAUGAUUCUCAGCUCUCUGGUUACUUGCAAUGGCUUGAGGAGAGGAAGGUGCAUGGUAAGUCAUCCGGUGGGUGCGCAACAGAUUUUAAUCAGACGGGUGGGGAUGCGCCAGCUGUACCCAACGACGACAUUGAUAAGUUGGCUGAUAUGUUUAUUGCCAAUUGUCAUGCUAAGUUCAUUUUGGAGAAACAAGAGUCAGCUAGGAGAUUCAAGGAAAUGUUAGAGAGAAGUGCUUAAUUAAUUAAUUAUUUCAUUAAUUAAUUAAUUAAUGUCAAUUAGAUCUCUCCCACUUAUUAAGGAUCUUUUUUUUUCUUUGUCUUGGGAUGUAAAAAAAAACGAAGAAGAAAAGCAUAUAUGGUGGACUGGACGAUGAGGAGGAAAGUGUAGAAAUUAAAAUGGAUCGAGUGAGAGUUUUUGUGCUCUUAUUAGUUAAAAUCUGGCUCUUUUGGUUGUUCAAAAAAAAAAAAAAACUCUCCGUUUUGGUUAUUGUGUAUUUAUAUGCUUUUUUUUAAAUAAUUUUUUUUUUGGGUCUUUUGAGAAAAAUGGUGGGGUUUUGGAGUUUGGAGAGUGUUGUACAUGAUGAUCAUGAAGAGGGGUGAGUGAUCUGGGUAUUUGUGCAAUUCUUCUUAACUAAAUUAAAAUGGUGAUGAUAUUGCAUGG